Messenger RNA from Blumeria graminis f. sp. triticale, 1470 nucleotides. The record is from the annotation of a GenBank genome assembly. Lineage: Eukaryota; Fungi; Ascomycota; Leotiomycetes; Helotiales; Erysiphaceae.
AUGUCAUACAACAUUGCGAUGGUUAGCGACUUUUUUUUUCCACAACCUGGAGGUGUAGAGAGUCAUAUAUACCAGCUUUCUACCAAAUUGAUCGAUCGAGGGCACAAAGUUAUCAUUAUCACGCAUGCAUAUGAAGGAAGAACUGGGGUACGCUAUCUUACGAAUGGCCUCAAAGUUUAUCAUGUACCUUUUUUCGUCAUCUAUCGAGCUUCAACUUUUCCAACUGUUUUUUCCUUUUUCCCCAUAUUUCGCAAUAUUGUAAUCCGUGAACAAAUCGGCAUUGUGCAUGGUCAUGCUAGUCUGAGCAGCCUUUGCCACGAAGCAAUACUUCAUGCGAGAACGAUGGGCUUGAGAGCAGUUUUCACCGAUCAUUCACUGUUUGGCUUUGCGGAUGCAGCUAGUAUCUUAACAAACAAGUUGAUGAAGUUUACAUUGAGCGAUGUAGACCAUGUAAUCUGCGUGAGCCAUACCUGUAAGGAGAAUACUGUUUUGCGGGCCUCUCUUGAUCCCCUAAUGGUAUCCGUCAUACCUAACGCUGUCGUUGCUGAGAAUUUUCGUCCACUUAAUCACCCUUCAUACUCAUCAGAAACUAGAAAUCAGAUUGCUCCCUCGCCUCAGCCUCUUGGACCAAAUGAUAUUGUUACGAUUGUUGUGAUCUCACGGCUCUUCUACAAUAAGGGAACUGAUCUAUUAGUUGCAGCAAUACCUCGAAUAUUAGCAAAUCAUCCUAAUGUUCGGUUUAUCAUUGCUGGAUCCGGCCCUAAGGCCAUUGAUCUUGAACAAAUGUUGGAAAGAAACGUUUUACAGGAUAGAGUUGAAAUGUUGGGACCUGUACGACACGAGGAAGUGAGAGAUGUCAUGGUUAGAGGACAUAUAUACCUCCAUCCAAGCUUAAGCGAAGCUUUUGGAACUGUAAUAGUUGAAGCAGCAAGCUGUGGCUUAUAUGUUGUCUGUACGCAGGUUGGGGGCAUUCCAGAGGUCCUACCAGCACAUAUGACUGUGUUUGCGAAACCUGAAGAAGAUGAUCUAGUGGCAGCUACUGGAAAAGCAAUCGCUGCACUCAGAGCACACAAAGUACGGCCAGAAAAAUUCCAUGAUCAAGUAAAGACCAUGUAUUCGUGGACAGAUGUUGCCAGGCGCACUGAAAGAGUUUAUGAUGGUAUCUCUGGCGUGUUGAGUGAGUCUGAUUUCUACGGACAUGAUGCUGACCACGCCAAUUGGAGCGCGACAAGGGGACGAGCGGGAAUCCAUAGCUUUGCAUUGAUUGAUCGCUUAAAGAGAUACUAUGGGUGUGGUAUAUGGGCCGGAAAGCUAUUUUGCAUCUGUGUUGUGGUGGACUAUCUCUUGUUUCUAGCCUUGGAGUUUUUGGCACCACGAGACACUAUCGACAUAGCAAGAAACUGGCCCAAGAAAAAAAUCGCAACGGAAGAUUCGACCGAACAUAAAAACUACAAUUAUGGAGCAUUUUAA